ACUGGUCGGUCGUUAGAUCAAGCAGCCACAUUCCGUCGUCGUAGGCGCCCAAAAGCGGUUCGCGUUGCAUCUUCGUGAGAGCAAAAUAACCAUUCUGUGUUGUGCGAAUUCACUCGGUAUUAUCGUGUGUCCUUCCGUGGAGUGUGACCUCGCCCGCCGCCGUAGUGUUGUGCUAUAAAUUCCUGUCCAUCGAAGGGGAGAUGUUGAAUUUUCUGUCAUCGAAAAAAUCCUCCGGCGCUGGUCCGCUGCAAGGCUACAAGAUUACCAACGUGGAACGGAGCAAAAAGUACGGUGUGGCCGCGGAUUCGCUUCGGAUGCUGAAAACGAAAGCCUCCGAAAAGUUCAAGCUACAAAACUGUCGCGUCUAUCUGGCACGGGAAGGCGUCGAAGUGUUGGACGAGGAUUAUUUUUGCACUCUGCCGGCCCAGGUCCUGUUCGUGGUCGCCGAGAGGGACGUUAUCGUAAAAACUGAUUUCCAGCUGAUGUAUGACGCAAUCAAAUCUACCCAUAGCGAGCUGCUGCAGGCUGGCACGCUGGCUAAGGAGUUUGUCAGUAACAAUCAGAGCGAGAUAGCCGAACUGCUGCAGAAUGCCCAGCGCUCCCAGGAAGAGCAGACCCUUAAGAGUCUGCGAAGUGAGCACGCGGAAUGGUUUGAAGGAAUCGAUGAAAAAUCUGGUCGUACCAAAGAGGAAAUCAUGCAACGUCGCGGUCAGGACCGCAUCCGAGGCUACUUCUACAAGACGAAGGACGAGCUGACAAAGUGUGCCAUCUACCGGCAGAAUGCGAUGGCCAAGGAGCUGAUUGACGAAAUGCUGGACCUGUUCCGUCAACUGCUGAGCGGUUUCGAUUAUUUUAGCUGUAUAUUCGACCGGGGCCAUCCGCAGCGGUUGGCGACAGAGACUGGUGGUGAGGUUUCAAACUUGGUACUAACUAAUGAGCAGCACAAUCAAAACCAAGAGGACGAAGUGGACGCGCCGAGGAUUUUGCCAAAACGCCUGAAACUGGCGAUAAAACAAUCGCUAGAGACCGAUGGCAACGCAAUCGGGAAGUACCGGGUGGCUCUUUGCAAUACCAAAGGGGAUUUCCCUUGCAUGGGACUGUGGAACGAAGGGCAAUGUAAGUACAGAGCGCAUGUUAUCAAUCCGUACGCGAGCAGGGAAAACAUGAUUCUGUUCCAAGUGUGGAAUUUGGAUCAUCAGGUCGAGAUAAGCCGCUCGGUGCUGCCGUCGAUUGUGGAAAACGUCAGGCGUGUUAUAGAAAACGAGGCGGAUGCAAUCUGCAAAAUACAUAACCGUAGGGGUAAGAAACUUUCUGUGAUAACUUAUUUUAUCGAGCUUUUCACGCUUGGGAACCUCAAACUGGUUCAUAUUGUUUGCCACGACAAAAGUAUUCAUGAUAUGAUCUCAAAGGGCAGUAUAAUCUGCGACAAAUGUGCAGAGUACAAGUAUAUUAAGGAUUUCCAAAACAAAAUACGCUUCAAUAAUAACGGUUUAAUGUACGGGGAGGCCAACGGAAGAUUUGCUAGAAAUAACAGUGGGGUUUCAGUAGCUAGCUUAGCUGGUUCGCUAUACCUUACCUUACCAGUUAGGCUAAGGUCCAAGUGUUCUUUGCUGUACAUAGAAGUCGUCUCCAUCCCACUCGAUCCAUGUCAGCACGUAGUCUGCCACGCUGUCUGCGAAGGCUCCACAGAAAUCGAUUCUGAAAUGGGAUCCGAACCAGGAAAUAAUCACCACCGGGGAAGUGACGAAGCCGGUUGUUCGUACUUGACACUGUCGUAA
Ochlerotatus camptorhynchus is the source of this 1778-nucleotide messenger RNA. It is a transcript of the gene Drep4, whose product is annotated as DNA fragmentation factor-related protein 4. Gene Ontology annotation, molecular function: DNA endonuclease activity. The coding region runs from base 201 to 1778 and encodes 525 amino acids. The record is from RefSeq and is a predicted model, not a curated record. Gene Ontology annotation, cellular component: nucleus; cytoplasm. NCBI's taxonomy places the organism in Eukaryota, Metazoa, Arthropoda, Insecta, Diptera, Culicidae. Gene Ontology annotation, biological process: apoptotic process; apoptotic DNA fragmentation. The transcript has 6 exons.